AUGGAUUCGAUCCCGAGGAUGAAUCUACAAGACCGGAGAGACAAUGCGAACGGAAACGACUCCUCGACUGUCCACGACUUUGAUGCUGACAGUGGUACGAGCGUCUCGAUUCAGCAACACCCGAUUUCCUAUUCGAAUGGUCGUCGCGAGGCUAAGUUAACGUUGAACGUUACCUACGCCUCACCGUCUCGAAUUGUAGACGAGGAGGUCGGCGAUGUUGCGAAAUUCAUUUUGAAGCCUAUACUGUGGCAUUUGAGGCAGCAGUACAACGCAAAGACGUAAGAAUUUCCACAAACAACCCUAUCAGUCUUUCCAUCACUUCGAGCUAGUCUGAUUGUACAAAGCCAAAGUCGGGAUACCUGCAUGCAUGUGGAUGAGGAGAACGAGAUCAAUCUCGGUUCCACCAAUGGAAUUCCAGAACAACAGCUUGGAUCGUUCACAGCCAUCAACAUGGAGGAAUCUCCAGGCGAAGCUCGCUCAUCUUCUGCACAAAGGUCGAGCUCACCCAAGGGCAGGAACCCAAGCACCAAUAGCGUUUCUCCGCUACCGGCCGCGGUAGUCGAGCUAUCCAAGUUGAUUGCCCACACGAUUAUCCAAGGCGGGCACGUUUUGUCCCCCUCCAACAAAUCGGGCGGAUCAAAAUGGCUACAUGACCUUCAAAGGCUCGGCUCAAAGAAAGACACCAUGACAUUGGAUCAACUCUACAAAGCCCACACAAGGAUUGCGGAUGGCGCUUUCCAGCAGUCCAGACAGUCAUCGUUCAUCAGAUGCCUACUGAUGGUCAUCAUCUCCAAACGGACUGGCCGACCGUCGUCGGUGAACAAGCCCUUGACCCCCGGAGAGACACCUGUAAAGGAUGAGAGGCUUCGAAGGUACCUUGCGUCCACCGGGAGACUGUUCAUUGAGCUACUCAAUCGUCUCUCAGAGACUUUGGGGCCAAAAGCUUACAAUACGCUCUCCUCUCUCUUUGGUAUCAACCCGUUUACUACCCAUCACUGUGGCUGAUUGCUGACGAAGCGAAGUUGCUCCUAGCGAUAGUUUCACCUUCAGCAUGCCCGCCCUGCGACGACUGCAGGGCUCAUACUCUAAGGAGAUCGUCGAAACUAUCUGUAGGCUGUUGACCAGCUCAUUGGAUACCAAGUGGAUUGACAUAGACACUCAAUUCAUCUUCGAUCCGGCCCAAGCUAUCACCGCAGCAGACCUUAGGUAUGUUCAAAAGACAUGAACGCGGAGGAAAUCUGACAUCAUUUUAGCUAUGAUGAAGCACGACUGAAGCUCAAAUUGACUGCUCCCAAAAUCUCAAAUCUUCAGUUGUCAGGCGUCUGUGCGAAUCCCGAAGGACGAAUCAGCCCGACGCUGCAGCAACCAGCCAAGGAGAAUGGCUCGGAACACCCAGACGAUAUUAGACGCGCUACCACACCAGAAUGUGAUGAUACUAUUGAUCCUGCAUUGUUGUCGGCAAGGCUUCCCGAGGAGAGGCCACUCGAGUUGUUUGAAGGCCAGAUGAUCGAGACCUUGGAGCCCACCUCGAUCCAUUCGCAGUUUACAUCUAGAGCAGAGCAAUACCUACCAUGGAUUAAUCAGAUGUUGUCGUGGGAGAGCUGUCAGAACGAUAUAUAUGGUCUGGCCGAGUUGUAA
Lecanosticta acicola is the source of this 1638-nucleotide messenger RNA. NCBI's taxonomy places the organism in Eukaryota, Fungi, Ascomycota, Dothideomycetes, Mycosphaerellales, Mycosphaerellaceae. The record is from the annotation of a GenBank genome assembly.